Molecule: messenger RNA, 2067 nt
Organism: Durusdinium trenchii
Lineage: Eukaryota; Dinophyceae; Suessiales; Symbiodiniaceae
Source: the annotation of a GenBank genome assembly
GAGAAUUGUGUGUUUUUUUGGAAAAUAGACGGUCUCUGUUCACCAACUUCUGACAUCUGACGAGAUCGAUGCUCCUCAAUCCAAAGAAUUUGUUGCUUCCUGAAAUCUAAAUCAAGGCAUGUCGGGUAGUUGCCAUGACAUUUUUAGCGAGUACAGCAAUGCUGCUUGCCCAAUUUCUCGUUGCUUGUUGUAUCCUCCAGUGCUGGUACGUUGGAGAAGCUCGACGCAUGGUUUCCUCGCACUUCCACUCUGCCCGGACUGCCUUGGAAUCCAGUCGAAAGGUUCUGAUCGCCAUACGCCGGGAAAUUUCUGAUGAUGAGGAUGGAAACGACAUUGUGAACUACUUGUCUGGAAAACUCUUAGACCAAUGUCAAAAGCUGAAGGCGGAGGAAUUACCUCACCAGGCUAAUGCUUCAAUGAUUGGCAAUUUGAAGGAAAAAUUGAAGCUGUCAGACUUGUGCGAACAGCACGGAGACAAACUUCUUACAAAAUUGUCCAAGAACUUGCACGACCCCAAGACUUCUGAAUGGAUCUGCAGUCAGGGUUUUGAACUUUCCAAGAUCAAAAUUGAUGGGAACUUCUGCCGAGAGACCAGUGAACUGCUUCUUCGUGGUUUGCAAGACACGCUGCAGGAGAAAGAUACGCAGCGUCAAGUGGCAAAACUGGGCAUUUACUUAGUGAGAGCCGCAGUCAUUGUAGCGCCUCUACCUGGUCCAAUCGGUUGGAUUCUGGACAAGGCUACACAGAUGCUCCUGAAGAAGCUGACGAAAGAUGCGGAAGAAGCAUUGGACAACUUAGAGAAGCAACUUCAGAAGCUCGAAAUGAAGAUGUGGGACAUCAGCAGACAGGUCGUGGCGGAAGAGUUCCUGCGUGUGGGAGGAGAACAAGUGAAGGUGGCGGAAGAUCAAGUGAAAGACAUCGAGACCAUUGACGAAGAUGAUUUCUGGGGCAAUUUGAUGAAAGAUUCCCAGGACCCAGCUCUUCAAAAGGUCGUGGCGGCCGCCAAGGAGGCCACGAGCUUCAACCGUUGGGCGGCCAUCGAGCAAAGCCUCGCCACGACCUUGGCCAUUCUGAGGCCCCCGGACUUCAUGGAGACCGCGGAGGAAAUGGAACCCUUCAUCAAGGUCAUGAAGAUUCAUUUCCAGAUUGAACUCACCGUGCUUUCACAUAUGUUCAAAGUGGUGGAGAAUGGUGCAAGCUUUCAAAAGAUGGUGGUAAGUAAGGCGCACCGGGCUGCCCUUGCGGUUCUUCCAUAUUUCUUCAUCAUUGGCAGUGAUGAGGCUUUACUGGAAACCAUGAAAUCUCCAUUGCUGACGGUGAAAGACCACGACCCCUGCGAGGAAGGUGGCCACUCACUGGUUUGUGUCUGGUUACGCUUGCUGAGCAGCUCCAAGCAAAAGGCGAAAGCUUUCGAAAGUCCUUGGAGCCUUUGCGCAAUGGAACCGGUUCCUAAGAGCAAGUACCAUAAGCAGAUAAAGACCUUUGGCUUUGGUACCUUUGAGAGUGAAGGUUUUGGAGUUUUUGUACACUUUGUGAACAACACGGAGAAGCUUCUGAACUUCAAAUGUGGUGGUGCUGACCAAUACAUUGCUCAAUGGAGAGAAGUUCAUGAUGAGAGCAAGUACUUUGGAAAAGACACCAUAGAAGGAAAAUGUGUGACGCCGCCAGAAGGGCUCCAUGUUAAGCGCCAUCUCAAAUUCACUUCCACCAGCACGUUCUGUGCUACAAUGUUGACAUAUGGCAAUGUAUCAGUAGGGGAGCUGGUGUCAGCAAAAUUUGAAGAGGAGCCAGUCGAGACGAGCCGUUGCAAUCGGGACCACACGUGGCAUUUCAGCCGAACAAUGACCAGUAGCACCUGCUACAUUUCAAACAUCUACAUGACAUGACUUCCUUUGCCUUGCGGAAAAAAUGGCGACGCACAUGCUUGCUUUUGGCGCUUGUCAAAGCAAACCAACCAACCAGCACGAAAGCGUCCCUUGACCAACCCACCGACCCCGCAGGAUACGAAGAGAGGCUGUCUCGGGGCGGCGGACGCGGACGCUGGCGCAGAGUUGGGUGAUUUUUUUC